AGUCAAAGCGCCGCUGACGCAGAAGAAGAAGACGUCGUCCUCCGCGCUGACAGUCCGCCAUGCUCACCCUGCUGCAGCUCAGCGGACGCAGCCUGCUGACUUCCAGGACUCUGCAGACGGUCAGGCUCGGUUACUACUCCACACACAUGGGGAAGCGCGUGGCUGUGGUGUUGGCGGGCUGCGGAGUUUAUGACGGCAGUGAGAUCCACGAGGCCUCCGCUGUUCUGGUCCACCUGAGCAGAGGAGGUGCGACUGUCAACAUGUUCGCCCCCAACAUUGAGCAGAUGCACGUGGUGAACCACCUGAAAGGAGAGCCGUCUGAGGAGAAGAGAAACGUGCUGGUGGAAAGUGCUCGUCUGGCCCGCGGAAACAUUCAGGAUCUGUCUAAACUCAGUGUCAAAGACCACGACGCUGUUAUAUUUCCAGGUGGUUUUGGGGCUGCGAAGAACCUGUGUACGUGGGCAGUGCAGGGGAAGGACUGCUCUGUUAAUGACGAGGUUAAGGCCGCCCUGCAGGCGUUCCACGGCGAGGGCAAACCCAUCGGCCUCUGCUGCAUCUCACCUGUUCUGGCUGCCAAGGUGUUUCCCGGCUGCGAGGUCACUGUCGGCAUCGAGAACGACGACAAGUACCCCGACACCGCCGGCACUGCAGACGCCAUCAACCAGCUGGGCUGCAAGCACGUGAGCAAGAGCGUCGGCGAGAGCCACGUGGACGAGAAGAACAAGCUGGUCACCACCUCGGCCUUCAUGUGCAACGCUCCCAUACACGAGAUAUUUGACGGAAUUGGAGCGAUGGUGAAGGACGUGCUGAAGCUUGCUUGAUUCCGCAGACGCUCCAAGGACGGUGGAAAUGGAACGAAACGCACGAGGGGCUGGCGCUUCAGUGAGCUUGACCGUAGCUGCCUGCUGAACUAAAUGAUGUGACAGUAACUGUUUGAUCAAAAGCACUUCCAGAUAUACAUGUUUGUAGUAGAAAUGUGCACCAUAUGGUCUGAUUUGUUUAGCAUUAAUAUCUGCUUAGCACAAUCUUACUGGAUUAUUUUCCAAUGCAGUGGAUCAGUUGAUCACAUAUUAGAAUAACAGCAGCAGGUGUGGUAUUGUACGAAAAAAAGUGCAAUAAAAAGUAAAAUUUCA
Messenger RNA from Acanthopagrus latus (yellowfin seabream), 1133 nucleotides. RefSeq lists its product as uncharacterized. The transcript has 4 exons. The coding region runs from base 60 to 821 and encodes 253 amino acids. Lineage: Eukaryota; Metazoa; Chordata; Actinopteri; Spariformes; Sparidae. The record is from RefSeq and is a predicted model, not a curated record.